GAGCGCGAGCGGGCAACGGCCGCCAACGGGCAACGGCGGGCAGCGGCCGUCAGCGGGCGAGCGCCGCAACCGCAGCCCCUCGCCGCCCUCUCGCCGGGGCUGGCUCGCUCCCCGCCGGUCUCCCGCCGCGUUGCGAAAGCCGGGUCGCUUGUAGCGGGCGCGGGGGCCGGCGGCGGCUCUUCCUGGUGGCGGUGUCCCGUGGGCUGCCCGCUGCAUGGAGCUGUCGGCCAUCGGGGAGCAGGUGUUCGCGGUGGAGAGCAUCCGGAAGAAGCGCGUGCGGAAGGGUAAAGUAGAAUACCUGGUGAAGUGGAAAGGAUGGCCCCCAAAAUACAGCACAUGGGAGCCAGAGGAUCAUAUCUUGGACCCUCGCCUGGUAGUGGCUUAUGAAGAAAAAGAAGAGAGAGACCGUGCUUCAGGGUACAGGAAAAGAGGUCCCAAACCAAAGCGCCUCCUACUGCAGCGGCUGUAUGGCAUGGACUUGAGGAGUGCACACAAGGGAAAGGAAAAGCUCUGUUUCUCUCUUGCACGGAGGUUUGGAGGAGGAGAUAGCAGCCUGCCAGGGGCCAAGCCAGGGCAGGCAGAGUUCUCAGAGAAGACUGGGGGAGCGGUCUUGCCAUUCUCUCUCAGAAAGCAACGCAAAAACCAGAAGUACCUGCGACUGUCAAGGAAGAAGUUCCCACGCAUGACAAGCCUGGAGAGUCGAAACUGCAGACGUGAAUUCUUUCUGAAUGAUGCAGUGGGCCUGGAAGCCAGGCAAGGCUCUGAGGACUGGGAGGCCAUGCAGCACACCAGCAAAGAAGCAGAUGUGGAUGGCAGUCUCCCUUGGAUCCCUACUGUUCCCCCCAGCGAAGUGACAGUGACGGACAUCACGGCAAACUCCAUUACCGUCACCUUCAGAGAAGCACAAGUGGCUGAGGGCUUCUUCCGAGACCGGAGUGCACAGUUUUGAAUCUCCAUUUUCAGUGCUUCUAAAAUCCAGCGCUUUUAGGGUGGGGCUAGGGAAGGGUUAUUAUAUCCUUUAAGAAAAAAAAAAUCCAAAAUGUCUCCUCUUAAAAUGUUUACAGAUACCUUCAAUUUUUUUUCUUUUCUCCUUUUUUUUUCCCCAUUUCAGAUAUGCAAAAACAAAGGGCAGUGUAGCGGGUGUGUGUUUGUCAUUGCUUUGUCCAUCUGAAAAACUGACAGCCCUUUCCCUGGCAAGGACUUCCCUCCUAGAUGUGAAAGCAGCAAGCUGAACAAUUCGCCUUUCAUCCUGUUAAGUGGCAGCAGCUGCAUUUGUGGGGAGAGGGCAUGUGGAGGUGGAAAAGAGUUAGAUCUCUAGCUUACCGCCUUGUUCUGCAACUGAUAUCCCUCGGAUAAAGAUACUUCUCUGUGCAUUGCUCUUCCCACCUUCCUCCUCCCUUUUUUCCUGCAGCAGUGAGAGGCGAUGGAUCCUACCUGUGUAGAUAACUCCAGUCUGUUAAGGCUUUCUCCCCAGAGUUGUUUUGCCUGUAGCCUGCUGUCAGGACUUCAGAACCAUAUUUGUCUGGCUGUGGUAAGUAAGUCUUUGCAGCACAGGUCCAUGUGUACUGCAGAGAUUUCUCCCUUUGAUUGUUGAUGAUGCAGGGAGAGACCAAAAUGUAUCUCUGAAGUCUAGAUUGGCUACUCAGAUUGAAUUUACCCUCAUUAAAAGCUCAGAAAUGCAGCACAGUUGAGACUCUACCUUUCAUAUACACAAAACAACAUUUCAAACCCUGUCUUUGCUGUGUGAGAAAUGCAUUAUGGAAAGUGAGGUGUUUUUUAGCCUUUGCUAAAUUCAGUAUUAAUAACAAAUGCUGUCCUGAAUCUGUGGUAAUAAGUUGGUUGGAAACUGACUCCUCUUUCCUGGGAGGAGGGGCUCAUAGGAGGACUGAGGCAUUGCCUGGCACUGCAGAGAUAUCCAAGAUGCUGGCACAGGCCCAGGACUGAGGAAUUUGAUAGAACUGAGCUGGAAAUGGACCUUGAUUAGCAGCAAAUUCUGUUCUUGGAUCCCAUUGAGAGGCCCAGGUUAAACAGCAUGUGGGGAAGGCAUGUAUUAGACUUGAGGAAGGAAAAAAAAAUCUUAAUUCUUACUAAUGAGAAUUCUUGGAUUUUACCAUCUGAGUAAUAUUCUUCCAUGACUCCAGUCUGCUCACAGUAUCUGUGAUCUUGUACUACUUAACCAAUGGGAACUUCCCCUUGGAAAGCUUAAAUAUCUUUGCCAAGGAAAGUGGUCUGCAUUUCAACAGAUCUUGCAUGAUCUUGCACUUAAUGCCUUGUGCUGGACUGCCUGUGACACUUAGAGAUUUCUGAAGAAUUGCUGUAUUUUGAGUUGGUAGUUUAGCAUCUGUUUUUGCACAUGUGUAUCCUCUUCCUUUUUUCAGUCAAAUCUUAUUUAAAUAACUUAAAUUUAUAAAUAUAGAUCUUUUCCUAUGGCAAGCAAGAAAGGUAAGCUAGAUCUUAAGGUGAGACCUGCAGGACAGAGUGCUACAAGGCAACAUUGGCUACUGUCAUAAUUAUCUUUAAAUCCAUUGUUUCCUCUCACUGCUCCACCUCCAUCUUUUAUCUGCUGUAUUUAUGUUAUAUGAAGCUAAGAGCCUGCUGAGCCCUAAGGUAAAGACACCUGUGGAAAUCCUUAAUGUGACCUCUGCAGCAAUUCCUCUGAAGGGCUUGGCUCCUGACCCGCAGAAUUUGGGAACUCUGGGGCUUCUGGUCCUCCAAACUUCUACUUUUGGCAGUGUUUGGACAGCCCUGAGCAUUUUAUUAAAAGCAGGUUUUACCUUAAAUAGGAUAUGCAGCUCAGUGUAGACUUAAGAUUUCCCCUUCUGUCUCCAAGCUAAUCAAAAAGGACCACCUUCCACUGUGUGACAGCAGCUUCAGGACCAUUGGGUAGAUCCUGAAUUUCAGGACGAGUCUUUUGUCUCCCUAAGUACAUACAGAGGAAGUGAUAUGGGAAUCUUAUUACGGAGAAAUCUGAGAGGGUGAAAAGUGGAGCACAUUGUGCGGGGGUUUCUCUUUUUGAGGGGAGGGGUGUUUUUUUUUAAUGUGGUGGGAGGAAGAGUGAGUGGGAAAGAAGCUUAGAAUAGCUAGCAAGGGCAAACUGAUGAAGUAAGCAUAUAGACCCAGGAUGUUUGUUGAAUGUGGGUGUCUGGAGCUAGGCUUCUGAAUGUGGAGUUGUAUCAUAUAGGUAGGAUCACCCUCUUCUGCAGGGAGUGGGGUCACAGAGUACCCCACCACCUCCACCAGCACACCUGCAAAAUGUGCUGAAUAUUUGCAUCUUCCUUUUGUUUGGUGUGAUCAGUAGAAACUCAGCAUGCCUGCUCAUCAGGAUAACAGCAGUUUGUGUGGUUAUGGUUGCAGAAGCUUAAUAUUUUAGCUUAAUUUUGAAAAGUCGAACUCGUCUCCUUGUGCUAAAUCUUUAUGGUAUUUAUAAGGUUUGCUUUCUUUAUUUUAAUACAGCUACCAUCACCUUUGUUCUGUCUUCAGGUCAGUGUACAAAUACGAGGCCAGGGGUGGGGGGGACUUAUUUACUGAUGUUUCUAGCUUUGGCUGAAGUCAGAAGCAAUACCAAUCCUGUGGCAUGAAAGAAGAGCUUGUCCUAGUAACUGGAUUUCCAUCCUGUGCUUUUUCUUUCCACUCACCAGCUGAGACUUCUCAAUGUUUUGUUUUGGCACUUCUCUUUAAAUGUCUUUUCUUCCUCUUAGAGUGGAGUUUUCAAAAACCUGUGGUGCUCUCAAAAGAGGAUCCACCCACAGCUUCAUAUCUUAAUCACUUUUUGGAUCAGGCUAGCUUGUGUUCUUUUGGUGACUAAUAAAUCAUCUCCUGACAUGAAGUGUUAAAUAGAGUCCCUUAGUACCAUGCUGCUUUGUGUACAGGUCAGUGAGGAGUUAACCCUUAUCGGUUGAGACACAAGUUACAUGUGCGUAGGUUGGGUUUUUAUGAAGAGAAGUUUGUGGUAGGAAACCAAGCACUUUUUUUUUUUUUUUUUUUUUUUUUUUUACAUUCAUGAACAGAAACUCUUGCCUUUUUAAAAUGUGGCUCACUUCUAUAGUGGCUGGUGACAUUGUGACAUUGUAGAUUCACUUGGUGGAGCUGGUCUUCGGGGGCUUUAAAAUCAGCUUUACUCCACUUCAAGUGUAGAUGCAUAAGGUUUUCUUGCUUUUGGGGGCAGGAGAGGUUUGCUGAGUUUGAGUUAACUAGUCCCUUCUCCCUAAUCCUAUCUGCAUAUUCAACCCAAAAACUGAAAAUUAAUAUAUCUUGAAAAUCUGAUGUUGUGCUUGGAGUUUCGUUAAGCGUUCCAUUUGAUCAGAAGAGCUAAAAUAGCAUCCAGUUGAAGCAGAGUUUAAUAAUUCUAUUUGAAGCACAAGCCAAGAAUAGAAUCGAGCUAACUCUCCCAUACCUCAUUUGGCUCCAUGGGCUGUAAUCAAGGAAAACAAACUUCAGCCAGUGGAAAUUACUGAGCUGUACACAAGAAACAAACUUCUUGAACUGUUCUGACAGUCAUUCUUCAGAACUGCUUCCAUGUGAAAAUUUACCAGCCGUGUUUUGGAGACAGAAGCUUUUACUUCAUACACCUUGCAGUAAAUUUACUGUAUGUGGUAUGACAGAACUGAGGGGCCUCAUCAGAUCAGGAAAGCUUUGUUGUUAACACUGUGUUAAAAAUUGGGAAGCAGUCUCUGUUCCUUGCUGGUUGUAUACUAGGUGUUAUUGCUCUGAUAUUUGUUAAGUGAUGCCUUGGAACAGCAAGUUUUAACACGUAAAUAGUGGCAUUAAGCAGCUUCACAGCUCCUGCAUGCUCCUUAUUGUCUUGCAUUUGCUUGGAGGCCCUUCUGCUCAUAAAGUCAGCCCAAGGUGUUUUUUUUUCAAGCACAGCCGGGAUUUUAUUGUGAGAACACCCAAAUGCAGUUCCAUUUGCCAAAAUAAACCCAAUUUUGUUAGUGAUUUGACCCUUGCUUACGUCAGAGCCUCACACAGAAAGAAGCCUAUUGAGAAAUGAAUGGCUUUGGGUUGUUUUUAUUUUGGGGGGUUUUUUUGUUUUGUUUUGUUUUGUUUUUGUAGUUAGUGUUGUGAAACUGUCCAGAAUUGUUCUUCUGGUGUUUUGUGAGUGAAUGUAUAAAAUUGUUUGUUCACCUCACAGAGGUUCCUUGGCCCCAGUACUGCCAGCUACUGCUAUUUGUUUUUUGCUAGAAUAGAGAGGGGAGGCCUUGCAUAGCUCAAAAAAUAGGCAGAAUGGCUCAUGCAAGACCCUUAGUGGUAGCCACAACAGAGGCCAGGGUGGGGAAGACAGCACUGAGGGUUGUUAGCCACAUCCAGGUAUUUGAGCUAAAGCUAAAUUUACCACCACCUCUCCACCCCUUCCUCUCCUCUCAAGCUUUAAGUCUGUGCUUUCUGAAGCAGGGAAAGUGUAAAAACCUACUUUUCUAAAACUAAGUGAUAUUUACCUCUCUUCUGUUCCUCCCCAGCUUACGUGUCCUGCAGCCUGAGAACAAGAGGACAGUGUAACUUUGUAGGAAAAUGGUAGGGGCAGCUCAGCUUGUCUAGGGGAAGGCAGGGAAAGAGGUGGCAUUCCAGGCAUUAGAGCUGCGCUUGCUAGGCUGUUGAGGACAGGCCUUUGGGUGAACUAUAACGAAGAAGGCAUAUUAUUAAUGCAAGUAACUUGUAGUGAAACUCAAGACCCACCUAGGACCUCAGGGGGAAAAAAUACCAUGACUAAAAAGAAAUGCUGAGGUGAUAAACAUGGAACUUUAUUUUUAAUGUUUUUGAUGCUGAUGUUAACUGCCGUCCAUCAAGGCCCAGUUUAGUUGCUGGCCAUCACAUUAAGGCAAUCUGUUCCUUACAGGCUGUGAGUACUCUUCUCUUGGCUGUAGAUUUGUCUUAGUCUCCAAGAAGAUGAUGAAAAUUAAACAAUGGGGGUUGGGAAAAGUCAAUAUAAGAAGAGGAGACCAGUGGGGAAUAGAAUUGGUGUAUGUUUAGCCACUAUUCAAAUGCAGGCUCUUCUGCUCACAAACCUGUGACCACUCACAUCAGUAUUGGUGUAUCAAUGCCUCAGUGUGAUCAACGGGUGGAUGUCCCUGAGUUUUGAGGGGGCCAUGUGGAGAGGAAGCACUCAGAGCUGUCUUUCACAGUGGGAAAGCAAGGGAGGUAUAUAUGUGUAAACAGGUUAUAUAGGUUAAGUUUUACAUAGUAAUGUAUAGCAUUGACAAAUAUAGGUAGAGGAAUGUGUCUCUUCCACAUUUCUUCCCUCAAAACAGUUGUCCCCAGGGGCAUGGCAAGUUUGUUUUGAGACAAUAGCUUAUGAUCAAGAGACUGUGUUGUCCUCUGCCAACUGAGGUUGACUGCCAGGGAGCUGAACUUGCAGAGAAAGCACGAAUGUUCUGGGUGUUGACCCACCUGGAUUCCACCCAAGAAAUUGAAAUGCCUAUAAAACCAUCCUGCAGGUGAGGAGUUGUGGGACCAAGAGUCAGAGAUAAAGAAGCAAUCACUUAGAAUUGAAUUUUAAUUCUUCCUUAUAAGAAGUAUUUCCUCAAGGGAUGACCCCUUUCUCUCUUCCAGACCUUGUUCUCUUGCACCCUUAGUUUCUUAAAAUACAGUGGUUUAGCAGGGAGGGGACAGGUCAGAUAACUGGAAGCUGUAAAGAAGACAGAGCUCAGUAGAAGUUUGUAAUGGCUGGUAAAAGGGAGAUAGAUUGCUGUUAAGAUGAGACAAGUAAAAACCUGAUGCUGGUCAUCCACAGUUGCAGAUGUCUGGGAAUGCCACCUUGAUGUUGAAUGGGAAAACUCAUGAGGCUGUUCAGAACCUCUGUCCCAGCUUAUCUCGCUAUUGGUGUAGCAGAAUUUUGACUGGGAAGGGGAUCUGGGAGGAGGAGGAUAGCCCUUCUUUUUCUUUUCUUUUCUUUUUUUUUUUUAAACCAGAAAGUGUAGUGUCAGCACAAAGAAGCUCUUUGCAAAUCUGUCAAAAUGUUAAGCUGCUUUUUUGGCUUUUGAGUCUGAAGUAUGUUUUGAAGCACUUUGAAAAUGCAAAGCACUAGGAGUGCUAAAUACUCCUUAUCGUUUCUCUGAAAGUGGCAUUUGAAAAGCAAAAGAUGCAUCUGUUACAGGCUUCUGGCUGUUCCCUAUCACUCUUCCAGAGCUGCCAUUGGGCCCUUUGCUUCCCUCCCAUGGCUGAAGGUGGAGUUUACUCCAGCCAUCCCAAGUGAAGAAGGGCUCCCUAGGAGAGGAGAGGAGAGGAGAGGAGAUGAGACUUGCAGAAUCCCUAACUGACCUUCAGGAUUCAUGCUGGCAUUUCCCCUCCUCUCCCCGCCCCCAACACACACUUUGAGAAAGGGGGAAAAUGAAGUUCUGUUUUGGUUUUAGUGGUCCUAGUGUGGAACUAUGAUCACUUCUUUCAGCUCUGGAGGCAUCUUUUUAGUUUCAUCUUUGACAAAUAGCACCUUAUUAGCUCGCUUGGGGAAUGGAGAGUUACUUGCCCAUUCACAGGGAAUGGGGGUGAGGAAAGGAGGGUGAAACAGAAGCUGUCUUCAGUAGCUGUUGAAUUCUUCCAAAGGCUGUUUUCUCACCUUAUCUCCAACAGAAUGGCAAUGAGAUAACUUGGGGGGGGGGCAUAAAAAUCAAUCAAGGCUUUUAUCUUGCAUAUCUUUAACCUUUCGAAAGGCUAAGAUGGAAGUAUUUUCUUCCUCCCCUAGCAAGCUCAAGCUCCAGAGCUGGAGGAACCCAGUUGUCUUGCUGGGUCUUCAGCACGAGCUUUUUUCCCCCACCCUUUUAUACACAUCAGUCUGGUCUCUUUUACACACUCUGACUCAUCUAAUUUGGUACACUUCUGUUGGGGGGAGAAGGUGGGGGAUAGGAUCAGUAGGGAGCAAGGGUCCCCAUUUUUGUUCCUGUCCCUUCAGUUGUUGCUGUUGUUCUGUCAGCACGCUAGAGUAUCUGAGUCUUUGCACAAAGAAAGCUUCCUUUUGCACAGAAUGAGCUUCUAGCUUUUGUACAGACUAAUUGAAUGUAUUUGGGGAGGGGGGGGAAAUAGAGAGCAAACCAAUUCCAAACAAACCAAUCAGAGUAUAAUGCCUUUUCUGAGCAAGCGUGUAUUGUAAAUGGAGGUUGUAAUAGCAAAGGGAGGGCAGGCUCAAGUAUAAUUUGACACAAAGUGUGGUUUUAUUUUUGUACUGAUAUGGAUAAGAGACUGUACAGCAUCUAUUUAUUUAGAUGAUUUAUGUGGUAAAUGUUGCAAACAAAAUUAUUAAAAUAUUAAAUAUGAGAACUGACAUUUA
Molecule: messenger RNA, 8257 nt
Organism: Rhea pennata
Lineage: Eukaryota; Metazoa; Chordata; Aves; Rheiformes; Rheidae
Gene: CBX7
Product: chromobox 7
Exons: 6
Coding region: 215-949 (244 amino acids)
Biological process (GO): negative regulation of transcription by RNA polymerase II
Cellular component (GO): PRC1 complex
Source: RefSeq, a predicted model, not a curated record